This is a messenger RNA of Aaosphaeria arxii CBS 175.79, 4419 nucleotides long. RefSeq lists its product as uncharacterized. The record is from RefSeq and is a predicted model, not a curated record. Gene Ontology annotation, molecular function: phosphorelay sensor kinase activity; protein binding. Gene Ontology annotation, biological process: phosphorylation; phosphorelay signal transduction system. Lineage: Eukaryota; Fungi; Ascomycota; Dothideomycetes; Pleosporales. The transcript has 4 exons. The coding region runs from base 282 to 4049 and encodes 1255 amino acids.
CUUAGCAUGGGCAUGCGCGGCAUGCGAUUUUAGUCCAUGUGGGAAUGGGAAUCUAAGAAAAUGCCCAUCCUUAGAUCCGCUGGAGUUUGGAGAUCCCACCUCUACUCGCCACCCACUCUUUUCUAAACAUCCCAUCCCAUCCCCUCCUUCCCCCUCCUUGCCACGCUCCUCUCCCCGACCCAACACAAGGCCUAGAACAUACGAGUAAGUUGUCCAACGUCGGCCCGUGGACGUUCAGGCUGCUCUAUUGCCGCCGUUCACGUCGAUCGACAGACAGAACCAUGCAACACUCGUCCCGCCCUGUUCGAUCCGUAUCGGAGGCGAAACGACUGCGCGAUGUCUUCUUGCUCUACAGCCUCGCUUUCAAGGACCUCCCUAGUGUCCAGCUCACAGGGACCUCGCCAGACAGUUGGGGACUCCCAAAGGAUCAUGUUGCAUCCCCCUCCAAGGACUCGGCUUUGACGGCCUUCGCGCAGCUGGCGUGUACACGACUAGGAGCUAAGCGGGCGAUGAUCUCGCUCGUAGACAAACAGCAUCAACAUAUCCUCGCAGAAGCCACCCCGGAGCUGAGUUUGCGUGCGAGCUCGCGCUCUGAUGUGCACAACUCCCUUUGGCUCGGGAGUGUCAGUAUUCCUAGAUCGUUGGCUCUGUGCGAGAGCGUCCUCAACCUUGAUGCCUCUUCGGUCACAGGGAAGGAUCCAGUGGUCAUCAUCAAUGAUAUGUCCCAGAGCGAAAUUUACUCAAAUUAUGACUACGUCAAGAACGCACCACACCUGCGCUUCUAUGCCGGCAUACCACUAGUCAGUCCCUCUGGCGCAAUCGUCGGUGCUCUAUGCAUACACGAUGAUAAGUCCCGAGACGGAUUGUCGGAGGCAGAUGUGAUCGUCCUUCUGGACCUCGCGAUAACCAUUGCCGAGUACCUCGACACGUAUACCAUCAAGAAUCAUUUUCGCCAUGGCGAACAAUUAACUAGGGGGCUUAUCUCCUUCUCAGAUGGAGCCAGCACUCUACAACCUUUCCAAGACGAUGUUGAGCAGGCUUUACCCCCCAGUGCAGAACUACCCAAUAAUUACGAAGCAGAAAACACGAUUGACCAGUCACAGCACAAUCUCGAACCCAGUGCGAAAAGGCUCCCUGAACUAGGUCCACAAGACCAUGAAAGCAUUACUAGUAACAGCUCAGACCUAACAGUUACAACUCGUAUGCUUUUCGGUGCGAAGCCCGCCGCUCAGACCUCACGCAGCGGACACAGCGGACACAGCACUGUGAGAAGGCUCCAGGAGAGCAUUUUACCUGCAAAUGCGAAAUCAAUGUUCGCACGAGCAGCCACUAUCAUGCAAGCGUCCAGCGACCUAGAUGGUGUAGCAUUCCUGGAUGCUUCCGUCGCGGGCGUGCGAGAUCGUGACCACGGACGAGCCACGGACCCUCAUUUGGGAAGUUUAAGUAGUUCGGGCGAAUCCAACGAUUCAAAAUCCAGUGAAAGCAGCAGUUUGGGCAGUCAACGUAGUUUCGUCUAUCGGCCCAAUCAGUCAUCCAAAUCAGACUCACCAAAGAAAUGCCAGGUGCUUGCCUGCGCUAUAUCGGCUAAGGCCGCAAAAUUGGCUGGUGGUGAUUUACAACCUAUCCUCGAGGUGGACUUCACUAGCCUUCUUCGCCAAUUCCCCAACGGCAAGGUUCUCAACUUCGAUAACGAAGGCGAACUUCUAUCUUCUUCGGCAGAAGAUUCUGACACGUCAAGUAGUGCUUCGACAGAUGCAGCCGCCGCAGAAGAAGCAUCCAAACGCAAGAACACUGCAAUGCGUCUAAAACGUUCCUCCAAGGUUUUGCGAACCGCUCUACCACAUGCGCGAAGUGUUUUGUUUGUUCCCCUGUGGGAUUAUGAGCGCUCAAGAUGGUUUGCUGGGUGUCUUUGUUGGAGCAACAGCCUCGAUCGAUUACUCUCCCCCCUCGUGGAUAUGUCAUAUGUUAAGGUUUUCGGAAGCUCUAUAAUGACGGAGCUAUCAAGGCUGGAUGCGUUGGCCACGACGAGGGAGAAGACCACUUUUAUGGCCUCUGUGUCGCAUGAGCUUCGCUCACCGCUUCACGGCAUCUUAGGCACUCUCGAAUUCUUAAACGAGACGGCUCUAGACUCCUUCCAGAGCACGAUGUUGAACUCACUUACUGCGUGUGGGAGAACGCUGCUCGAUACAAUCAACCAUCUCCUAGACCACGCCAAAAUGAACGACGUGAGGCCGCUUGCUUCCUCCAAGAAAUUGAAGGGCACACAGACCAUACGCAUAUACUCGAAGCCAAAUCGAUUCCUGAGGCCAAAUUCCUGGCCUGCCAAUGCUCCCGGCCUCGACCUAGGCAUCGUUACAGAAGAAGUUGUGGAGGCAAUGUUUUCAGGGCAAUCCUAUCUCUCGGUUGUAGGUGGGCAUGGAGAUCUACCAGACGUAUCACCGGGACAGUCUACGACAUCUUCCCCGGAUCACGUAUUACGACGGAAAACGUGCUACAUCGUUCUUGAUCUGUCACAAGAAGACGACUGGUCGUACUGUCUUCCAAUCGGUGCUUGGAGGCGUAUUGUCAUGAACAUCUUCGGCAACGCCAUGAAAUACACGCAUAGCGGCCGCAUUCACGUCCAGCUAUCCGCAGGGGAACCACAGAAAGACAACGACAGAUCUCGCGUCAUCACUCUAACCAUCACAGACUCCGGAUCAGGCAUAGGUGCCGAUUUUCUCGCCAACCAGAUCUUCGAACCCUUCACGCAGGAGAACCCACAUUCGAGCGGCACCGGCCUGGGUCUCAGCAUCGUACGCCAAAUUAUCGAGAGCAUUGGCGGAAAAAUCGAGGUCCAAAGCGACCAAUCCGUCGGCACGAAGAUGACCAUCAAGAUGGGCCUUCUACGACCGGAAAACAUCUACGAAGUGUCUCCCCAACGACAGCAAUUCCUCUCGAUCCUGCCCCGCUUGAAGAACAAGCGCAUCUGCAUCCUCCACCGGAAAUACGAGCCCCCGACUGAAACUUCCGGCGCACCCCAGGACGUCGAGGGCAUGUCGCAUUUCGUUGACGCUCUCGCGAAAACCCUGACCGAGACUCUGGGCAUGAAAGUCGUCCAGACGACAGAGUGGGAGGGCCACGAUGCAGACCUCGUUAUUUGCCCCGAACCUUCCUUCGCGUACCUCAACGCCAUCCGGCAGCACAGGAGAUCGGACGGAAAGGCUCCGGUGUCUAUCUUCAUCGCGCUGGAUGCUUUAGAGGCGUCGACGUUGCGAUCGGACGUCCGCGUUAGCAACAAGGAGUCCGUAGUCGAAAUCAUGACGCAGCCUUGCGGACCAUACAAACUAGCCUACAUCAUCGACCGCUGCCUAAACCGCUUCGGUCUCCCCGAGGAGAACGUCCCGUCGCCGUUCACGCCAUUACAAAGCCCACACGUCAGUCUAUCCAGGAGAGCGAGGGACGAAAGUCUCGGCUCGGUCGAAAGCAGUGGCGGCUCGGACUACUUUGGCAGAAGCUCUGAGAUGUAUUCUUCUAAUUCGUCGCUCAAGUUCCCAGUUGCACAGGACGAUGAGGCAGAGGUUAAUACCCCGACGGUGAAAACAACGCCUAAGGCCACACCAGUGGAAGAUCAAGGGCUUACACCCCCAUCACUAAACGAGAUACAGAAGGGCGCACGCAUACUAAUCACGGACGACAAUCCUAUAAAUAGGAAGCUCCUCGUAGCGUUCCUGAGGAAACGCUCGACGCCAUACGCGGAAGCCACCAACGGCCUCGAAGCUCUGCUCUCCUACCAAGAACGUCGUGGUAGAUUCGACGUCGUCCUUAUGGAUCUAUCCAUGCCAGUUAUGGACGGCAUGACGGCUACACGACGGAUCCGCGAGUACGAACAGAAGCACAAGGCGCCCCGCUCAUACAUCAUCGCUCUCACGGGUCUUGCCUCGGCGAGCGCGAGGCUGGAAGCAUGGAGCUCCGGGGUGGACUUCUUCAUGACGAAGCCGGUUGACUUCAAGGAGCUCGGCAGGGUGAUCGAGAAGGAGAGGGAGAGGCGAAGUAAUGUCGUGGGCGAUUGAGGAACGAUUCAGGUUACGGCGUUUUCCAUCCUUGGAAUCUUAAUGUUGGAUCCGAUAUUGUCCCAGCUGAUGAUCGUUUCAUUGGCCUCCAAAGGCCAUUCAAAAGAUAGAGGCGUACAGGGCAAGAGACGCUCUGCGUCGUGCCCGCAACAAGGCCCAAUCCAAGGUGCUCCGCUCAUCGUGCCGACCUUUGUGUCUGUACGCGCGAUGAUGGCCGCCAGUAAUUCAGCAGUGAUCCGCUGAUUCGGAUCAGGAAGCAACAUGGCGAGGCACCACUCCAGAGCUGGUAGAAUCCUCGCCCCAUCUACCCGCCCGCGGCCCGCACCGUACACAUUUCGCGGCUGCCUCGCGGCGGAAUAGAGUUCCCGUA